Messenger RNA from Bipolaris maydis ATCC 48331, 156 nucleotides. Lineage: Eukaryota; Fungi; Ascomycota; Dothideomycetes; Pleosporales; Pleosporaceae. The record is from RefSeq and is a predicted model, not a curated record.
CCAAGCUUCACUGCAAGGCACCAGCGGCUCCUCGGAGCAGGGCUGAUACAGCGGCCAAUGGUUACAUGGACUGACGAAUUAAUCGAAUGGAGCGAAAUGAAGAUGGUUAUUCUAAACGAUGGAGUCUACUUCAGAAUCGAUAGAGGCACGAUAUGA